This is a messenger RNA of Filobasidium floriforme, 1064 nucleotides long. RefSeq names its product cytoplasm protein. NCBI's taxonomy places the organism in Eukaryota, Fungi, Basidiomycota, Tremellomycetes, Filobasidiales, Filobasidiaceae. The coding region runs from base 17 to 733 and encodes 238 amino acids. Gene Ontology annotation, molecular function: NAD(P)H dehydrogenase (quinone) activity; FMN binding. The transcript has 8 exons. The record is from RefSeq and is a predicted model, not a curated record.
GGGAUAUAUAAACAAGAUGACAUCGACCAACCACAACUUUGAAUCGACAGCUAACAGCUACAACUUCGACCAGCGAAUCAUCUCUUGUCUUCUACCCAAAUCGUCAACCAUGCCUGCCAAGAUCGGUGUCAUCUACUAUUCGACCUACGGUCACGUCGGUCAGCUCGCCGAGGCCGUCCAGGCCGGGCUCGAGAAGACCGGAGCCGAGGUCAAGAUGUUCCAGAUCCAAGAGACCCUCUCUGAAGAAGUCCUCGGAAAGAUGUACGCCGGAGGUAGCUUGAAGCCCAAGUACCCUAUCAUCACCCCGAACGACCUCAAGGAGCUCGACGGAUUCCUCUUCGGUUUCCCCACCCGGUACGGCCGUGCCCCCGCUCAGGUCUCUGCGUUUUUCGACCAGACCGGAGGAUUGUGGGCUAGCGGAGCUUUGAUCGGCAAGUUUGCUGGGGUGUUCACUUCGACCGGAGGACAACACGGAGGACAGGAGACUACCGCUUACACUACCAUCCCCUUCUUUGUACACCACGGGAUCUCGUUCGUUCCUCUCGGAUACGCUAAUGCCGGUCUGUCCGUUCUCGACCGGGUCGAGGGAGGUGCCCCCUGGGGAGCCGCUACGAUCGCCGGCGGUGAUGGGUCUAGGCAGCCUAGCGAGACCGAGUUGAGCAUCUGUACUUACCAGGGCCAAGAGUUCGGCAAGCACGUUGGCACUUUUGUCCGUGGAAAGGAAUUGGCGUGAGUUGGGUCGUCUUGUCGACGCUCGUCCCAAGUUUCGAGGGGAUCGGUCCAGGGGUCAGGGCGGGGGAGGAUUGCAUGCAUAUCAUUAGGGUAGUCGUGGGGCGAGUGAGCAGAGCGGGGAAGGCAGGGAAUGAGGAUGGACUAGAGAGACUACCCUUUAAUGCUAUGCUGUACAUCCUACCCCAUCAUGCAAAGAAUUUAGACGAAGAAACAUUUCUGGAUCCUCUCUUUCCCGUCUUUGCGAUCCGACAUUCAGCGCAUUGAAGAUCGACAGACUGACCCGUUCCACUCUUUCCGCAUCAUUGAUAGCGCCGCCGCUGCCGCCCGAGCCG